UUGUAUUCUGUGUCUCUAGGUCUUAAAGCAAUGGCUCAUAUUUGGUAUGAAGUGAUACAGGAACUGCGCUACAGGUGGGAGAAUGGUAUAGCGUUACCAAGUUUAGGGAAGAGUCAUCCUGACAUGUCUUGUUGUCUCUUACAUCAGAAACUACAGAUGUUAAACAACUGUAUACUACACAAGAUAUCACAUGCUAAGAGACUCCACUACUCUCAGCUAUCAGGAGAGACUUCAGAAUCCAAACUCUCCCCUAGCCCUGAAGAGCAGAGCCCAACCUCUAGUCUCAGUUUUAGUCAGCGAAUACAAUGUCAGAUAUCAAGCGAGCAACAGCCACUCCCACAAACCCCUCCCUCAUCAACCGGGUAUCACAAGAGCACCAGCAGUGAUAGUGAUGAGGAGUUCUUUGAAGCUCAGGAGACCUUUGAAGAACACCAUAAGGAAGACUUUAGUACUUCUUCAGUGUCUUUGCUAGACUCAAUAACGAAAAAGCUUUUGGAGCAUAUAGUGCCUCAACUCUGCAUUUACUGUAAUCAAAUUUUGAUACCAUUAUUACUCAUUAAUUUUAAUCCAGGCUUAUCAUUUGGAGUCACUCAUCAGCCCAAUAUGCUUGAGUGAAGCCAGUAAAAGAUGGACACUAG
Molecule: messenger RNA, 638 nt
Organism: Amphimedon queenslandica
Lineage: Eukaryota; Metazoa; Porifera; Demospongiae; Haplosclerida; Niphatidae
Product: rab3 GTPase-activating protein catalytic subunit-like
Exons: 3
Coding region: 31-615 (194 amino acids)
Biological process (GO): positive regulation of GTPase activity
Molecular function (GO): GTPase activator activity
Source: RefSeq, a predicted model, not a curated record